Molecule: messenger RNA, 1200 nt
Organism: Castor canadensis (American beaver)
Lineage: Eukaryota; Metazoa; Chordata; Mammalia; Rodentia; Castoridae
Gene: Krt13
Product: keratin 13
Biological process (GO): intermediate filament organization; epithelial cell differentiation
Cellular component (GO): cytoskeleton
Molecular function (GO): structural molecule activity
Source: RefSeq, a predicted model, not a curated record
AUGAGCUGUCGCCUGCAGAGCUCCUCCACCAGCUAUGGAGGUGGUUUUGGGGGUGGCUCUUGCCAGCUUGGAGGAGGCCGCAGUAUCUCUACCUGUUCUAGCCGUUUUGUCUCUGGAGGAUCUGCUGGAGGCUAUGGGGGUGGCAUGAGCUGUGGCUUUGGUGGAAGCUUUGGUGGUGGCUUUGGUGGUGGCUUUGGUGGAGGUUUUGGCAGUGGUUUUGGCGACUUUGGUGGUGGCGAUGGCAGCCUCCUCUCUGGCAACGAGAAGGUGACCAUGCAGAACCUCAAUGACCGCCUGGCUGUCUACCUGGAAAAGGUGCGUGCUCUGGAGCAGGCCAACACAGAGCUGGAGGUGAAGAUCCGUGACUGGCAUUUGAAGCAGAGUCCAACUAGUCCAGAGCGGGACUAUAGCACCUACUACAAGACCAUUUCUGAACUCCGGGAGAAGAUCCUGGCAGCCACCAUUGACAACAAUCGGGUCCUGCUGGAGAUUGAUAAUGCCAGGCUGGCUGCAGAUGACUUCAGGCUCAAGUAUGAGAACGAGCUGGCCCUGCGCCAGGGUGUGGAAGCCGACAUCAAUGGCCUGCGCAGGGUGCUGGAUGAGCUGACCCUGUCCAAGACUGACCUGGAGAUGCAGAUUGAGAGCCUGAAUGAGGAGCUGGCCUAUAUGAAGAAGAACCAUGAGGAGGAGAUGAAGGAGUUCAGCAACCAGGUGGUAGGCCAGGUCAACGUAGAGAUGGAUGCCACCCCAGGCAUUGACCUGACCCGUGUGCUGGCUGAGAUGAGGGAGCAGUACGAGAUCAUGGCAGAGAAGAACCGCCGGGAUGCUGAGGAAUGGUUCCAGAGCAAGAGUGUGGAGCUGAACAAGGAGGUGUCCUCUAAUGCUGCCAUGAUUCAGACCAGCAAGACAGAGAUCACAGAGCUUAGGCGGACACUUCAGGGCCUGGAGAUUGAGCUGCAGUCUCAGCUGAGCAUGAAAGCCGGGCUGGAAAGCACCUUGGCGGAGACAGAGUGCCGCUACGCCCUGCAGCUGCAGCAGAUCCAGGAGCUCAUCACCAGCCUUGAGGCCCAGCUGAGUGAGCUCCGCAGUGAGAUGGAGUGCCAAAACCAGGAGUACAACAUGCUUUUGGACAUCAAGACUCGGCUGGAGCAGGAGAUCGCCACCUACCGCAGCCUGCUCGAGGGCCAGGACGCCAGGUAG